GGGAGAGGAGCACGGGAAGCAGGCGAUGAAAGACAUCCUCGCGGCAGACGGCAAGGCUGUAGAUCAGGCCGAGCGACAGCUGGGGAAGGUGAAGCAGGAGGUCUCUUCAUCCAAGCAUCAGAAGGGGAAGCUCUCAGAUCGCAUGCUCUUGGUGCAGGAGCACAUCGACCAGCUCCACCAAGAGUUCCAUGCGGCUCAGGCUCAGGUGGUGGCGGCAGCCAAGGCUCAUGUCCUUGCGUCCAAGAAGCUCGAAGAGGCAACCGCUGCAAACCUCCGAGCUCAGACUCAGCUGGACAAGAUGAGGAAGGAGGAGGUGGACACGCUUAAACGCGAGCUCAAAGAGGCGCAAGGGGCCCAGCUGCAGUCGUCGAGCAAGUUCGAGGAGGCCAGCAGGAAGCUGCAAGGCAUCACUGGGCGGAGGACGGCGCUUGAGGUUCAGAUCUCUCGCCUCAAACUUGAGCUGCAGCGGGAGAAGAUGAAGAAGGAGGAUGAGGUGAACAAGGCGAAGACGACGGACCUGCUGAACAAGCGACUUGAGCGGACGCUGGAGGAGGAGAAAGUGGCGCUGAAAGAGGCGAAGCUGGAGCUCGCCAUGAAAGGAAAGACUCUGAGCGAUCAAGAAGGAGGCAGGGGAAGGAGCGAAGACGAUGAGCAGGAGGCUGCAAAGGGAACAAGGCAGGAAGAGGACGAGGAUGAAGACGACGGAAGUUAUCAUUCUGCCCUCGCCAAGGAGAUGAAGAGACAGAAGCGAAUGGAGGAGGAGCAACAGGUUGCCGUACACUCUGCUCAUGAAGAAGCUGCGAACAUCGCCAAGGCUCAAGAGGAGGUGGAGAAGCAGCUAGAGCAGGUGAACGCGCUUCAAGGGUCGCACAGUUAAAAACUCUUGGCAUACAUAUGAAGUGUUAUGCAACAC
Messenger RNA from Guillardia theta CCMP2712, 913 nucleotides. RefSeq lists its product as hypothetical. The record is from RefSeq and is a predicted model, not a curated record. The transcript has 4 exons. The coding region runs from base 26 to 877 and encodes 283 amino acids. Lineage: Eukaryota; Cryptophyceae; Pyrenomonadales; Geminigeraceae.